GGAGAGGGACCGAGCGGGAACAAAGGGGUCUUUGUUCCCGGCUCCUGGGGGGCGGGAGUUGGGCUGGCUAGCGUUUCUCCUUUUCUCAGCGUCCCUGGGGUACUCGAGGCUUAGCGCCACAGUUUUCUCAGGUAGGACGCCAUCCUCCGAGACCCUAGAGCUCAGGUCAGGGCGCGGCGCCCAGGGCCACCGUGGGCAUUCGCAGGGUCUACUGAGAGACCCUGGGGGUGUCGCUGAAGGAGGAGGAAGGGACGGAACCUGGAAGGAGGCGGGUUCAGAGUGCUGAUCGCAGACUUCUCUGGCCACGGCUCGGCGACCGGGGAGUACCACCUUCUGUUGCCAUCCACCCCACUUCCUUGCCUGGCCCCAUCCUCUGCACGCCUGGCCCCCCGCCCCUGCCGUCAUCACGCUCCCGGUGGCUUCUCCCAGCUUGGUACUUUCCUGCAGAACCAUCCUUCUGGACAAACUUUGAUGGGGAAUUUCACACCGAGCUGGAAAAAUGCCGGUUAUGAAAGGAUUACUGGCUCCUCAGAACACCUUCCUGGACACCAUCGCCACCCGUUUCGACGGAACACAUAGCAACUUCAUCCUGGCCAAUGCCCAAGUGGCAAAGGGGUUCCCCAUAGUCUACUGUUCCGAUGGCUUCUGUGAGCUGGCUGGGUUUGCACGAACUGAAGUCAUGCAGAAGAGCUGCAGUUGCAAGUUUUUGUUUGGUGUGGAGACCAACGAGCAGCUGAUGCUUCAGAUAGAAAAAUCCCUAGAGGAGAAGAUAGAGUUCAAAGGAGAAAUUAUGUUCUACAAGAAGAACGGGUCUCCGUUUUGGUGCCUAUUGGAUAUUGUUCCUAUAAAGAAUGAAAAAGGAGAUGUGGUCCUUUUUCUGGCCUCAUUCAAAGAUAUAACAGACACUAAAGUGAAGAUUACUUCAGAAGACAAAAAAGAAGACAGAGCCAAAGGAAGAUCAAGAGCAGGGACCCACUUUGACUCAGCCCGGAGACGAAGUCGAGCCGUCCUGUAUCACAUUUCAGGACACCUGCAAAGAAGAGAAAAGAACAAAUUGAAAAUAAAUAAUAAUGUGUUUGUAGAUAAACCAGCAUUUCCAGAGUAUAAGGUUUCUGAUGCAAAAAAAUCCAAGUUCAUCCUGUUGCAUUUCAGCACUUUCAAAGCUGGCUGGGACUGGCUCAUUCUGCUGGCAACAUUUUAUGUAGCUGUGACAGUACCUUACAACGUGUGCUUCAUUGGCAAUGAGGACCUGUCCACUACUCGGAGCACAACAGUCAGUGACAUUGCAGUGGAGAUUCUUUUCAUUAUAGAUAUUAUUCUAAAUUUCCGAACAACUUAUGUCAGCAAGUCUGGUCAAGUUAUCUUUGAAGCCAGAUCUAUUUGCAUCCACUACGUCACGACUUGGUUCAUCAUUGAUUUGAUUGCUGCCCUGCCCUUUGACCUCCUCUAUGCUUUCAAUGUCACAGUGGUGUCCCUUGUGCAUCUCCUGAAGACUGUCCGGCUGCUGCGUCUUUUGCGCCUCCUACAGAAACUGGACCGUUAUUCUCAGCACAGCACAAUCGUCCUCACCCUGCUCAUGUCCAUGUUUGCUCUCCUUGCACACUGGAUGGCAUGUAUCUGGUAUGUCAUUGGAAAAAUGGAGAGGGAGGACAACAGCCUUCUCAAGUGGGAAGUCGGCUGGCUUCACGAGCUGGGAAAGAGACUGGAAUCUCCAUACUAUGGCAACAACACGAUGGGGGGCCCAUCCAUCCGAAGUGCCUACAUUGCUGCCCUGUACUUCACUCUCAGCAGCCUCACCAGCGUUGGAUUUGGGAAUGUGUCUGCUAACACGGAUGCAGAGAAGAUCUUCUCCAUCUGUACAAUGCUGAUUGGAGCUCUGAUGCAUGCCUUGGUGUUUGGAAAUGUGACUGCCAUCAUACAGAGAAUGUACUCCAGGUGGAGUCUGUAUCACACUAGAACCAAGGACCUAAAGGAUUUCAUCCGUGUGCAUCACCUGCCUCAGCAGCUCAAGCAGAGGAUGCUUGAGUACUUUCAGACAACCUGGUCAGUCAACAAUGGAAUAGAUUCAAAUGAGCUUUUGAAAGACUUUCCAGAUGAGCUGCGCUCUGACAUCACAAUGCAUCUAAACAAGGAGAUCUUACAGCUGUCCCUGUUUGAAUGUGCCAGCCGGGGCUGCCUUAGAUCUCUGUCUCUCCACAUCAAAACAUCAUUCUGUGCUCCAGGAGAGUAUCUGCUGCGCCAGGGAGAUGCUCUCCAGGCCAUCUACUUUGUGUGCUCAGGCUCCAUGGAGGUUCUUAAAGACAGCAUGGUAUUGGCUAUUCUAGGGAAGGGGGAUUUAAUUGGAGCAAAUCUAUCAAUUAAAGACCAAGUGAUCAAGACCAAUGCUGACGUGAAGGCUCUGACCUACUGUGAUCUUCAGUGUAUCAUCCUUAAAGGUCUCUUUGAGGUCCUGGGCCUUUACCCUGAGUACGCACACAAAUUCGUAGAAGACAUCCAACACGACCUCACAUACAACCUUCGAGAAGGUCAUGAGAGUGAUGUAAUAUCAAGAUUAUCAAACAAAUCAGCAGUCUCACAGGCAGAGCCCAAGGGGAAUGGAAGCAUCAACAAGAGACUGCCAGCCAUUGUGGAAGAUGAGGAAGAGGAGGAGGAGGUGGAGGAAGAGGAGACCACCUCCCUCUCUCCUGUCUACACAAGGGGACCCUCUGCUUCACGCCACAAGAAGACUGUAGGCAACAAGAGCUACCUAGGAUUAAGCCUAAAGCAACUAGCCUCAGGGACAGUACCUUUCCACUCACCCAUCAGAGUCUCCACUGCUAACUCCCCGAAAGCCAAGCAAGAGGCUGAGCCACCUCACCAUGGCCGAAGGAAAGAGAAGAACCUGAGAGUGCAGCUUUGCAGUCUGAAUAGUGCUGGAACCCCAGAGCUCAGUCCAAGGAUUGUUGAUGGAAUUGAAGAUGGCGAUAGCAACGAGGAAACUCAGACUUUUGACUUUGGCUCUGAACAAAUCAGGCCAGAGCCCAGAAUUUCCCCUCCACUCGGAGACCCGGAGGUCGGAGCCGCUGUUCUGUUCAUCAAGGCUGAGGAAACAAAGCAGCAAAUAAACAAGCUCAACAGUGAGGUAACAACAUUGACUCAGGAGGUCUCGCAACUAGGGAAAGAUAUGAGGAACAUCAUGCAACUUCUGGAAAACAUCUUGUCACCUCAGCAGCCAUCAAAGUUUUGUUCUCUGCAUCCCGCUCCAAUGUGUCCUUCCAGAGAAAGCCUACAGACCAGGGUGAGCUGGAGUGCUCACCAGCCUUGCCUACAUUUUCAGGCAGGUGGAGCGCAGCUUUAUCAUGGUAAUGUCACCUCUGACAUCUGGAGUGUGGAUCCCUCCUCUUUGGGCAGCAGCCCUCAGCGAACUGAAGCUCAUGAGCAAAACCCAGCAGACAGAGAACUGCAUCAUUCUCCAAACCUUGAUUAUUCCCCCUCCCACUGCCAGGUUAUCCAGGAAGGUCACUUGCAGUUCCUAAGGUGCAUCUCCCCCCAUUCUGAUACCACACUGACACCUUUGCAGUCCAUCUCAGCCACUCUCUCAUCCUCCAUCUGCUCAUCAUCAGAAACAUCCUUGCACCUGGUUCUCCCAAGUAGAUCAGAAGAGGGCAGCACCACCCAUGGACCUGUGAAUUCCUUCAGUUUGGAAAACUUACCAGGCUCUUGGGACCAAGAAGCAAUGAUGUCAGCCUCUACAGAACCCUUGGAGAACUUUCCAGAAGUUGUCACAAGCACAGCAGAUGCAAAGGACAGCAAAGCUAUAAAUGUAUGAUAUCAGCACAUAAGGGCAGCUUCCAAUGCCAAACUGCUGCUGCAUGACAGCUCUAGUCGGCCUCUGGGACCUCUAGUAGGCAUGGUGCCCAAGCAUUGUUGGGAAUUCUGCAGAAAAGAGGGCAAGGGGCCAGAGAAAGGCAGAUCCACCUCUUUACUGUAGCAAACAAUUUCUAGAUCUUGAAAAGCAUCAACCCUUCUUAUGUACAGGUAUUAACUUACUGGUCUGUUUGGCAGACUUUGGUAACCAUCCAAAGACCCUGAGGGUCUGAGUAGAUAGAAACCCCAGACAAAGAGUUUGGGGAUGAGUUUUGUCAUAGUGCUUUUGUGAAGUGCAGCAAAGGUCUUUCCUGAGUGCCUGAUUGUCAUUCCUGAACAAUAUCUAUAGCAUUGUUGGCCUCGGGGGUGCAUGGCUCCCACUGAUCUAUUUUCCUUUUUGUUAAGGCAGAGGGACAAUUAUCACUGCAUGUCAUCUCCUAGACAAUCAGUAAAAUAGAGCUGGUAGCCAGUGGCUAGCUAGCCAUGCGUUAUUUGCCAUGUAAAUGAAAAUGUCUUUAUUUAUUGAAAAAAAGAAGCUAUUUUUAUAACCUUGGUAUGAAAUAUGUAUUUAAACUACUUAAACUAUUUAUAAAAAAUGAAUGUUUUCUUUUCAUUUUGGUAAAAAAAAAAGCUUGCUGUUUUAACAGGAAAUGCACUACUGUUAUGUAUAGUAAAUCAAAAAUUAUUUAUCAUUAGAAGGUUGUAGUUUCUAAAGGAAUCCUCUUUUAUCUGCAUGCAGUUUAGAAAACAGAAAAAAGAAAGUAUACCCUCACAUUUCUGGGCUACCAAAGGACAGUGGGGUCAUAUUUUAUUAAUGAAAUAAAAACAUGGACUCAGUGUGAACUCCAUGAGGUUUGGCCUGGUAAUGGAGAGGGCUCCUCAUCUCUGCUGACUUGUGCAAUGCUGUGGACCCAGCAGCAGAUGUAACAAUCCUCUGAACAGUGUAUUCUGUGGUUUAAGAGCCAAAAAUUUGUGUGUAUAAUAUGUGAUCAUAACCUACACUGAGCCACUUUGGGUUCAAAACUAUGAAUGUGUCCUACCCUAGUUCCCCAUUUUAGGAAAGGCCAUGGAGCAACAUACAUCUCCAAAUGAGGCCAAGACUUGUGGACUAUGACUGCCGGGCACAGUACCCAUUUAAGACUGCCCAUGAUACUCGAUUGAAGCAUUGAACCUUUGAAGUUAAAACUCCCCAUGGGGCUGACAGCUACACAGUGGAUGCCAUGUGUGUGGCAAGAGAAGGGAAACUUGGGAUUACAUGGCUAGGAUGCUCACAGCUAGAACCCAGAAUGUUUCCAGUACUUGACACACACCAACAUGCAAAUUCCAAUGCUAUGUUUGGCAGUGAUGUAAACACAUUCAUUUAAGCUGCAUAUUGUGUUUAAGGACAUUUAGGCCUUCAUCUUCUCCAGUUUCCCAAUUAGUCCAUAUUCUAGAGCUCUUCUGGCCUUAUAUCCACUACAGAGGAUAAACAAUGCAGAAUUUCAUCAUUAAAAAAUAUCAAAACAAGCUGAGGUUUCUGGUGUUGUGAUUUGUACACCCUAACCUGGCUGGAGCAGCAGAACCAGAAAAGAACUCUUAAGGAAACAACACAGGAUUAGGCAACCUUUACCUUUGGGUAAAGGCUGAGGCAGUCUAUUUUUCACACUUUCAACCUUCAGUCUUUUCUUAAGUUUGGGGGAAACUGAGGAAAGAGCAACGGUCUAGAUUUCAUGUGUUCAUUUGCAUCCCCCUUUCUUCUCUAUAUUUCACUUAUUUUAAGAGCUACUCAAAGAGAGUUCAUUGAACUAACAGGUUCAUGAAGUUCCACAUGACGAACCAGCAGGACUAUUACUGAUGCCAAGUACAGAGACUGACAUUCUAUUCUCUGGUAUUGACUGUAUAGCAAGAGAUGUUUGGAAAUUACAUGUGUUAGUCUCUCAUAUAACCACCAAACCAUAGUAAUAGUCAUCAUUGUUCCUAUUUUAAAAAUAAACAAUUGGGAUAGUUUUUUAAAUUUUCCUCAUCAUAUUGUUUUAAAUUUUAGAACAUAUACACAAAUGACCACUAAUGAUGUUUCAUAUCCACAUCCACCCUUUGCUGCCCUUUAAAAUUUAUAAGUAAUUAACUUUCUUCUAAAUCAAUGAAUAAAUACUUGAUUCUGCUUUUUUUAAGUAGGUGAUUAAGUACUCUCUAGGGAUUUGGGAUGGCCAAUGACAUGUUUGGAAACACAUGAUAUUUUUCUAGACAGCAUCUUCUCUUCUCUCAGUUGAUUUUAGUGGCUUAAGAACCAGCUGGAUAAAAGCAAACCAAACCUCAGAAAUGGCAGGGCUCCCAAGGGUCCUUUAUUUGAAAGUGCCUUCCUCUUCAGAACCAACUUCACCUUCACCGUGACACACAGGAUUCUUCCACAUCUGAGGCAGCACUUGAUUGAUCUAGGCAAUGUGUGCCAUGAUGUUGCUAUAGGAAAUGAGAAAUCGUAUCUUUUUCUCAUGUGAGGUUCUCUGACGGCUACCCAGCAAAGAACAUAGCUGCCCAUCUUCUCAUCAGAGGUGCAGUUUGGGAUUCCAGCAUUUCCCCCUCACCCACCCACUGCUGAGGAACAAAUUCCAGAUCCAUAAGGAACAUAAAUAGUUAUUUUCUUUACAAGUUCACUUCCUUAAAAAUACCAUUCAGGAAAAAAAAUAUUUUAAAAAAUGAAAGGGGGCUCCUAAGAACACUUACUGCUCUUUCAGAUGACCUGAGUUCAAUUACCAUGAUCUAUACCAGGUAACUCACCUGCAACUCCAGCUCCAAGGAAUACCAUACUCUCUUCCAGCCUCCUCAGGCAUCCAUAUGCAUGUGUAUAUAUAUAUACACACACACACACACACACACACUUUAAAAAUAAAAUGUAAUAAUAUUGGGAGCUUAAAUCUUCUAUAUGUAGUUCUGUUUAAGUAAACCAGGCAGAUUAUGUGAGAUCUAUUUGUUCAAUGUAAGAGGAAUUUUCUCAUAAUUGAAGCUAAUUAUAAAUACAGCUUGUUAUUUUUACCUUGCUGUUAAUAGGCAAGUGUCCUCUCAAAUAUUGGCUUUUGGACAGAAUGAUACUGUUCUGGAUGUUCUAGAUUAUCAGAUGUGAGCUAGUGUGUUUGAAACAUUGAACAUCUGGCUCUAAGCCAGUGCCUAGUCUGAGGAACUUACACUUGGUGAGCUCCCUGGUGACUAACAUAUAGUAAAAAUUAAAAAUACUGGUCUAAACUCUCCUUAAAUACAAGUUUACAUUUUAUUGAUAUGUAUAUAAAUGGACCAGCAUCUAAAACCCAUGAAAGAGAGCCAUGAGUCUGUAGUCACAUGUUCAUAAGCUUGCUUAACCCCAAAGUUAAGUUAGUCUCCAACUUUAUUCAAAUCAUGCAUUUCGCAGAGGAUCUUAAGAAGGUAGACAUUCAGAACUCUGACUUCAAGAUACAGUCUGGAUGGUCCUUGCUGUGUAACCUCAGGCAGUUAGUUGUUUGACACCUCUGAGUUUCAGUUUAUUCAUCUAAACUUAGGGCUUAUACCACAUCUAACUUGCAGCACCUCAGAGAGUUACAGAAGCAGUUUAAGUGAGAGCCCACCACCUGGCAUGUAAAAGGAAUACUAAGCAAAUGCCAAUGUAUCCCCCUGGCCUUCACCUCCAGGUCCUCUCCCACUUCCCUUCCCUUCAUGCUCUCAGUUUCUUCCUCCUCACACUCUUCUACUCUUCCUUACCUCCAGCAGUCUCCACCCCAGCUUCUUUUUCUCUCCUGACCUUCCUUCUCUUUUUCUUUUCCCUCUGCCCUCCUCCUGUCCUCUCUUAUUCUCUGUUCCUUGUCUUAGGCUAGUGUUUGAAACAUGAAACCAAAACAUGUCUUUUCUCCACAGAUCAGAACACAACUUUCAACCCAUCACAGGCCCUUACAGUGCCGGGACUCAGGUCAGCACUCACCUGUAAUAAAGAAAUUUGUAACGGAGGCAACAAAGAUAGAAAAAAAAAAUCUAUCGUACUUGCUCCCAGCCUCUUUAGCCCCAAACCAUGUGGCCUUGGGUUUAUUUGAGCAAGCUGUAUUUUGCAAACCUCUUUACAAUUACAUAAAGACUCAUGGAAUUUACUCAUUAACAGGAAUGGGUUCCAUAAACACAUGCCAUUUUUUUCUAUUGCUCAUUUCCAAAUUUCUCUUAGGAUAUUUGCUAUUGCUUCAGAAAUCAAGUUCACAAAGAAGUCAUAUCCACUACCCUAGGCUAUAAAAAAAAAACCCUGUAUAGAUUAAGAAAGUCCUCAGAAGUUUCUCAGUGGUAAGUGGUUGUGACCCUCAGAGCUGAUGAAACACUCAGCAGUUCACAGGGAAGCCUUCAAAGCUCCCCCUGAAACCCCAGGAAGCCAGUGGGUACCUCCAGAAGAAAUGAGUAAAAUGUCACUCCCUGCAGCUAGUGUCCUGAAAGAACUUGUCCCCUGGGUUCCAUCUUUCAACAGAGCUGAAUAAAUAGCUCUUGAAAGAUGUUAAGGCAGGCCAACAAGGCAGAGACACCCUACAUCCACACCUGUUCUUUCUAGCAAUUAAUAUGCUGUACAUUCUAAAAAGACAGGUAAGCUAAAUAUACCUUGAAGGUAAACUAUUUCCCUCUUGGGCUGUUUCCUUGUUUCCUUCUGGCUUAGGUUCCUCCAUUUGGAGAGAAGAGCCUGGGACUAGAGGGAAAUUUAUUCUAAAGUUGACUAAGUCUCUAGUCUCUCUCUCUUUCUCUCUCUCUCUCCUCUCUCUGCCUAGUUGUCUUGAAAAAGUAAAACAUGUGUAUGAUACAUGUGGGCACAACAAAGA
Peromyscus californicus insignis is the source of this 8636-nucleotide messenger RNA. It is a transcript of the gene Kcnh8, whose product is annotated as potassium voltage-gated channel subfamily H member 8. Gene Ontology annotation, biological process: regulation of membrane potential; potassium ion transmembrane transport. The coding region runs from base 500 to 3808 and encodes 1102 amino acids. Gene Ontology annotation, cellular component: membrane. Gene Ontology annotation, molecular function: voltage-gated potassium channel activity. The transcript has 16 exons. The record is from RefSeq and is a predicted model, not a curated record. NCBI's taxonomy places the organism in Eukaryota, Metazoa, Chordata, Mammalia, Rodentia, Cricetidae.